This is a messenger RNA of Oreochromis niloticus (Nile tilapia), 5331 nucleotides long. Its product is annotated as zinc finger FYVE domain-containing protein 1. Gene Ontology annotation, biological process: lipid droplet formation. Gene Ontology annotation, molecular function: zinc ion binding; phosphatidylinositol-3,4-bisphosphate binding; phosphatidylinositol-3-phosphate binding. The record is from RefSeq and is a predicted model, not a curated record. NCBI's taxonomy places the organism in Eukaryota, Metazoa, Chordata, Actinopteri, Cichliformes, Cichlidae. Gene Ontology annotation, cellular component: lipid droplet. The transcript is spliced from 11 exons. Bases 993 to 3353 code for a protein of 786 amino acids.
GAUCAGCUGAUCUGACCUGGCAACAAAAUAACGUAGCUAGAGCAAUCUGUCAGGGAGGGGGGCUGAAGAACAAAACAAUGACACUGCUUGGAAGAAUUUAAAUACAGUAACUCUUCUAAAGACUUUUAAAACCGAAUCGCGGCGAUUUCCCUCCCGGUGUUUAGUGAAAGAGCCCGCAGAUAUUCGAGCUUUUGACAUCGACUAGCUGUUGUUUGUUGAUAUGUUGUUGCUGUUUAGUUGACAGACUGGAGGCUAGCUGCUUGCUUGGACGGCUGUGAGCUGUGGUGGUUUGCUGGCUCGCUAAUUGCAGCUUUUGUUUGAGGUGGGGGAAAAAAGUUGAAAUUGUCCGGCUAAAGUAGCUAGUUCUAAGCUAACUGUUCAUAUUUGGUUGCCAAGUAAUUUACUGAAUUUGCAAGGUAUAGACCCACAGAGGGUCAGCUUGCUAGUUAGCCUGUUGUUAGCAUUAACAUUUGCUCAUUUUUGUUUUGGUAUUUUUUUUCCCAAGGAGGGUUCUUUGUCUCGUUAGGUACUGGUUACCUGUACACACUUAUGUGUUACCUAACAGUUUCUUUCUUGCCUUAGAUAUAUAUUUUAGGUAAUACUGCUGCUAAAUGCUAACUUUAAUGCAUGAACAAGCUAACAGGGUGAAAGGAUAUUAAACGUUACUGAAGAAGACGACGGCUUUUACUUCACUGCCUUUGUUAGGUGCACUAAAUGGCAUUAGAUCAACCGGUUUAGGUGUCUGAAUUUCAUACCGCUAAAACUAAUUUGAUCACUUACAUCAGUGUUUAAACUUUGUAUUAAAUCAGUGUAUUAGCAGCCCUGUUAUCAUGCAGCUGUCUUAAGUUUAUUUUAUUGUAUUUGGGCAUUUUAGUUUUCAGUAUUACUGCACUGUGCAUUUUUCAUUAAUUGCUAUUGGAAGUAGCUGGUGCUGUUGUCAAAGCUGUUCCAAUAAGCGCCAGUCUGUAUUCAAGCUCACUCCUUAAGAAACGAUGAAUGGGUAUGGCUCAUCUUCAGAAAAGGGAGUCAAUACUAGUCUGAUAUGUCAGGAGAGUUAUUCCUGUGGUGGCUUUGAGGAGGCGGCAUUUGAGUGUGUUGAUUGCAAAAGCCUGCAGUGUGUUCGCUGUGAGCUCGACCUCCAUAGUCAUGACCGGCUAAAGAACCACGAGCGGGUCCAGCUAGGUCCUGGACAUGUCCCAUACUGUGACAACUGUAAAGGAGGUAGUGGGGAUAGUGGCACGCGCCAUCGAUCUGUGGUCCGUUGCCAGAACUGCAAAGUUAACCUGUGUCAGGACUGUCAGAAACGUACCCACAGUGGAGGCAACAAGAAGAAACACCAGCUUACACAUUAUCCUCCGCCACCCAAACCUGCAGAAGGCAACUCUGUCCAAACAUCUGCCCAGCCUGCUGUCUGUAUAGCCGAUGAGAUCAAAUCUCAGAAGGCUAAACUUCUGGAGAAGGUAUCAAGCUUUCUUCUGGUUGAUGAGAAUGAGGAAAUGCAGAUAAAAGAUGAAGCUUCCUUCAUGAAGAGCCUCAGCUGCUCGCCCGACCAGCUGCUGAAGGUGGUGUCCAUCUUUGGUAACACGGGAGAGGGCAAAUCUCACACCUUGAACCACACAUUCUUCAUGGGCAGAGAGGUGUUCAAGACAUCUCCCGCACAAGAGUCGUGCACAGUGGGAGUGUGGGCGGCAUUUGAUCCCAUCCAUAAAUUAGUGGUCAUUGAUACAGAGGGGCUGCUUGGGAACAGUUCCAAACAAGGCCAGAGAACACGUCUCUUACUCAAGGUGCUCGCCAUCUCUGACCUCAUCAUCUACCGCACCCAUGCUGACCGUCUCCACGAUGACCUCUUCAAGUUCCUCGGAGAUGCUUCGGACGCAUAUUUGAAGCAUUUCACCAAGGAACUGAAGGCAACGACAGCACGCUGUGGCCUGGAUGUUCCACUGUCCACCCUGGGCCCCGCUGUAGUCAUCUUCCAUGAAACAGUCCACACUAAGUUGCUGGGUUCAGAUAAGUCAUCCGAGUCAGUAGAUCGGCUGCUGUUGGAGCGCUUCAGGAAGCUUUCACGCUUUCCAGAGGCCUUUAGUUCUGUCCACUACUGGGGUACGCAGACUCUCAGUCCUCCUACUGACUUUCGUGGCCUACAGAAUAAACUGGAGCAGCUCCUGGAUAACAACGCCACCCGUUCUCCACGCACGCCUGUGGUCAUCUUCAAAGCCCUGCAGGCACUGAGCGAGCGCUUCAGUGGGGAAAUUGCAGGUGAGCUGGUAGCACACAGUUGCUUCUUUCCUGAUGAAUACUUCACCUGCUCUAGCCUGUGCCUCAGUUGUGGCUCUGGCUGCAAGAACAGCAUGAACCACUUAGGAGAGGGAGUGCGCCACGAGGCGAGGCAUCGCUGUCGUUAUUCUGCUCAGUAUGAUAAUCGCAUUUACACCUGUAAAGCUUGCUAUGAAGGAGGAAAAGAAGUGAUAGUUGUCCCAAAGACCUCAGCCUCCUCGGAUUCUCCAUGGAUGGGCCUCGCAAAAUAUGCCUGGUCUGGGUAUGUUAUUGAAUGUCCCAACUGUGGAGUGAUCUAUCGAAGCCGACAGUACUGGUAUGGAAACCAGGAUCCUGUUGAUACAGUCGUCCGCACCGAGAUCCAACAUGUUUGGCCGGGAUCGGAUGGCUUUUUAAAGGACAACAGCAAUGCUGCACAGCGGCUUCUGGAUGGAGUGAACCUAGUGGCCCAGUCUGUGUCAGAGCUCAGUGUCAAACCCGCCAAGGCCGUCACCUCUUGGCUGACAGAUCAGAUCGCCCCAGCCUACUGGAAACCCAACUCCCUCAUCUUGGUGUGCCACAAGUGUCACACAGUCUUCCAGGAUAACGACACCAAGCAUCACUGCCGUGCCUGCGGGGAGGGCUUCUGUGAUGGCUGCUCUUCCAAAGCUGCACCCGUCCCCGAGAGAGGCUGGGGUCUUGCCCCUGUCAGAGUGUGUGACGUCUGCUUUGAGCAGAGAUCUUCAUAUGCAGAAUUACUUGAAGCAGAGCAAGAAGAGGAAGAAGGUGGAACACUUGCUAGGAAGGUUGGAGAAGCUGUCACCAACACAUUCGGAGUCGUGGUCACUGCUAUUGAUAUCCCACUAGGCCUAGUGAAAGACGCAGCUCGUCCUGCCUACUGGGUUCCUGACCAGGACAUCCUGUCGUGCCACAACUGCCAGCGCGAGUUCACUGCCAAGCUGUCCAAGCACCACUGCCGCGCCUGUGGCCAAGGAGUGUGCGAUGACUGCUCCCCCGAGCGCCGACCCGUUCCAUCGCGUGGCUGGGACCACCCUGUGCGCGUGUGCACCAGCUGCAACCAGAAACCCGGAGAACUUUAACAGGGACGGCUUUCCUUCCUCAGAACACCGUAUUGAACCGCUCACUAACUCAGCAGCCUGUCUCUGCUAAAGUAUACCUCUCUUGCUGUCUCAUAUCAGUGGAAGGGAAAUUUUUAGGCAUAUAUGUAGGACAUUUAGCAGAUUGGGGAUUUCAGCGUUCCCGUGGCCUUUGUAGAACAGCCAGAACGUGUGAGCUACUCGAUCGAAACUCGAGCGUUUCUACUCUGAUCAUCCGCGGUGUCAGUGUUUUGAUUCUUAUUGACACGAAUCCCUAAUUUUACUUGUAAUAAGGCUGUCAAGCUAUUUUUCUACUGUCAGAAAAUAUAACGAAAAAUAUCAUUUAAAUAAUAAUAAUAGCUAGUUGAGAAUGCUGGAUGGGUUGGUGUGAUUAGUUUCCAGCAAUUCCUGUUAUUGAGCAUUUUCUCUGAUGUCAUAUACGUAAUGGCAAAGAGAUAUUUUAAACACAUGCAGCCUACUGCAGGUUCCUUUGCAUGCAUGUACUGCAACAUUUUAGUUUUUGCACUACGCCUUGUUCAGCUGUUAUAGGCUGUUGCUUACCAUGGCCAAAAAGCCAGAUAUCCAGGUGACGAAGCGGUUGCUCCAAACUGAGUUGAAAUCUACCGCAGGAGGUCUUGAUUUUGGAUAUCUGGCAUGCCAAAAAUCAUUCAGGUCACUGUGUCUGUGCUGGUAUUUUAUCAUGUAAUAUGUGGUCGUAUGAAGACGUAGAACUAUGUUAGAGGAAAUGUUGAAAGUUAUUUAAGUAUCGACAAUUGAAAAAAAAAAUAUUCGCACUCUGGCAUGCAUGACAGUGUGAGAGAUCAUGGCCUUUAAUUUGUUCAGAGGACGGUCUCUGAAUGAACCUCACUAUCUCUUUUAGUUAGCGGCAUUUCAGUGUUCUUAUGUUACAACAUGUACUUCAUGUUCAUAGUGUUUUUAUUUUUGACAACUUUUGUUUGAAUUAUUAUAUAAAUAUUUAAUAUUUGCAGUUCCUGCCUGCAUUGCAUAUGGAUGUUGUCUUUCAGAACUCAAAGAUACACAAAUGGUCUUCAAACUGGUUUUACUUAUUCCACUCAUGCCUCCAGGUCUCUGUAGAUGCAGUCUGUCAUGAUAAAGCCUCUUGACAAAGCACAAUGGUAUUUUUUUGUUCUGCUUAUAAUGACUUGUUUUUUCUGUUACUUUACAUCCGUUAUUGAAAGCUGUUUGCUUUAGCUUUUUUUUGUUGGUUGACAUCAUUCACUGUAUGUAUAUUUAUAGACUUUGUAGUGACACUUUGUGAACCACCCUUUUUCUGUCUUGUUUGUUUUUGUGUUUCAGCAUUACGCAGAAAUACUAAUGCUCGAAUGUGUCGAAGGCGAGACGUCGAACCAUAUGUAGCGACUGAGAGCUUUAAUUAUGUCUUUCAUCAUUAACUACUUUUGUUUUACUGAGUAUUGAGACCAUUAUCAUAUAAAGCACAUGGUGAUGCCUUUUAGACGUAUGCUCAUAUUUUAUUGUCAAAAAAAGCAACAAGGAAAAAAAGGGGGUUUGUCGAUUGUAUGCUUUGUAGAUAAAGUUAAUUCUCCCUUUGCCUAACGUGGAACUUUUUGGUUCUGAUGUCUGAUGAGAAGAUGUUGUGUCUGCCUUGUCUCAAAAUAGAUUUAUCUGUCUGAGUGUUUCAUCACACACACACCUUCCUUUGAGAUGCCAAUGUUGCACAGGAUAUAAUAGGAAAUGCAUUAUGUCAGAUUACUAGUACUGGAGUUCAUUGCCAUGCAUAUCUUUGCAGACUGUUCAAAUACCCGUUAUAGUGUUUGAGAUGUACAUUUGAUCCCUUUAUUUUUAAUUGGGUAAGGUGCUACUGUCAACGCUCCUGACCUACAGACUCCAAACCAAGCAGAAAUGACUGAUAGAAUUUAAACUGUUGGAAACUAACUUGAAGAAAUGGUGGAAGAUUUGCAUAAGAUUAAAGUUGUAUCAGCUCCCGUCUGUUAAAACAUAA